This is a messenger RNA of Filobasidium floriforme, 750 nucleotides long. RefSeq names its product cytidine deaminase-like protein. Gene Ontology annotation, biological process: tRNA wobble adenosine to inosine editing. Bases 1 to 750 code for a protein of 249 amino acids. The record is from RefSeq and is a predicted model, not a curated record. Gene Ontology annotation, molecular function: tRNA-specific adenosine-34 deaminase activity. Gene Ontology annotation, cellular component: nucleus; cytoplasm. The transcript is spliced from 5 exons. NCBI's taxonomy places the organism in Eukaryota, Fungi, Basidiomycota, Tremellomycetes, Filobasidiales, Filobasidiaceae.
AUGUGCCGGAGCGGAUUCGGCGAGCAGGAAGGGUCGUUCGAGUUGCUCGUUGAGAGCUUGGAGUCCAUCGAGGUACAGAAAAAAGAGUCCGCUGAAAAGGAAACCAUCGAGGAUCAGACGAAGGAAUCAAUUCUGUCAGAAAAGAAAGGACCGUUCGGUCAAGCCGAAGCGUACUAUGUCCCCGUGGAAGAACAGUCUGAAGAAGACAAGACAUGGAUGCGGGUCGCGCUCGAUAUGGCUGAGGAGGCGUUGCAAGCUGCAGAGGUUCCGGUUGGAUGUGUUUUCGUUAGAAAUGGCGAGGCAAUAGCCAAAGCGAGAAACAGAACAAACGAGUGGCGCAAUGCAACACUGCACGCCGAGCUGGUAUCACUCGAUCAUAUCAUACAGACUCAGCAAAUCCCCACACCAUUAUCCGAUGUCACCCUCUACGUGACGGUCGAGCCUUGUGUGAUGUGUGCCAGCGCUCUGCGUCAGAUCGGAAUCGGCAAGGUGUAUUAUGGUUGCGGAAACGAACGUUUCGGCGGUUGCGGCAGCGUUUUGGACGUCAACAGCACCGACAUGAUACCUACACAGAAAGGGUUCCCAGCAUACGGAGGUUACUACCGUGAAGAGGCUAUUCUGGCUUUACGGAGAUUCUACAUCACCUCUAAUACGAACGCGCCGAAGCCUCGAAACAAAGGCAAGCGGGUCUUGAAGACAGAGUUCUUGCCGAUCAAGCCGGCAGGAGGGACGCCUCCUCCUGCUUUAUAG